CAUUAUUAGCAUACAAUUAGAUUAAAAUAGAAAUAAACUAAAUAAAUAUUAUGGUUGGCGACUCGUACUUUAGACCGCCAUUUACUUGUGCUGCGUCUGUAUAACAAAACUGUUUCCCGGUAUUCGAGGUUUUUACGUUCAUUACAAGGAAUAAUUAUGGGCAAGAAAAAGGUUGAAGCCAGUUCAGACAGCGAAGAAGAGUAUUCAGUCGAAAGAAUUAUAGACCGCAGGGUGGUAAACGGCAAAGUUGAAUACUUUCUCAAAUGGAAAGGAUACUCUGAAGAUGACAACACUUGGGAACCAGAAGAUAACCUAGAUUGCCCUGAGCUUAUUUCGGAAUUCGAAGAAAAAAGGAAGGCCAAAAUGCCAGGUCCAAAAAGCAAAAGACAGAGGGAGAACUCCACAUCUUCAUUAGAAUCCAAUAAUUCCAAAACUACUGAUAAAAAGAAUGAAAAGUCCAAGAAAUCACAAAUUGUUGAGUCUGAUAUUGAAUCGGAAUCUGAACCUUCUUCCAAAAAAAGCAAAUUGGAUGACUCAGACGUUGAGAAAAAGAAAAAAAAGAGGGGUAAAUCUGUAGAUUCCGAUUCAGAAGAUGAAAAGACGAAGAAGAACAAGAAAGGAAAAUCUAUUGAUUUGGAUUCAGAAGAUGAAAAAUCAAAGAAGAACAAGAAGGGCAAAUCCAACGAUUCUGAUUCAGAAGAUGAAAAGACGAAGAAGAACAAGAAGGGCAAAUCCAACGAUUCUGAUUCGGAAGAAGAAAAAUCCAAGAAGAAGAAAAAGGGUGAAGACAAAAAAAGGAAACCCAAGGAUGAUAAAAAAUCUAAAACCAUAGAAUCAGAUGAUGAAGAUUUAGGUAAAAAGAAGAAAAAGAGUGACUCAAAAAAAGGCAAAGACAAAGAAGUGAGUGGCUUUGAUAAAGGAUUGAUUGCUGAGAAAAUUAUUGGGGCUUCAGACACCACAGGGCAAUUAAUGUUUCUUAUGAAGUGGCAAAAUACUGAUGAAACAGACCUGGUGCCAGCCAAAGAAGCUAACCUCAAAUGUCCACAAGUGGUUAUACAGUUCUAUGAAGAUAGAAUUGCCUGGCAUUCGCCAGAGGAAGAGAAGUAAAUUAUCAAUGUUUUCAUAAAGAUACUUUAUUUCAUGAACAGCUUACCUUACUUGACUGACGAUUUAAAAAUUACGACUGUUACCAAGUGAUAAUUUAUGUUACACUUUUGGUUCAUGUUAGUAAAAAAAAUAUUUUUUAAACAUUAAAAUUAUCACUUGGUGUUAUAAUGGGAGUGAUGCUGAUAUGAUUUGUUUUUUGUAAGAUAAACUGUUUAUUGAUAAAUUUUUUAUAUUUUUCUUGGUGUUCGUAAAACUUUUAACAUUAAAGUCCUUAUGAAACAAAUGUUUUACUUUUCUGUUAAUAAUUAUAUGUAACUAUCCAAAAUUAUCGUUUAAAUAAGGUAAAAUAGCAUGUAGGAUUUAUUUCUAUAAAAUAAAUAAUUAUAAUGUA
Messenger RNA from Brassicogethes aeneus, 1498 nucleotides. The record is from the annotation of a GenBank genome assembly. NCBI's taxonomy places the organism in Eukaryota, Metazoa, Arthropoda, Insecta, Coleoptera, Nitidulidae.